UUUAGGUUGUUGUGUCUCGUUACUGGAUUUGUGAUUGUUUUGGAUAGAUACUUUUUUAAAUUGUAUACCUCUGUGGGUCUUUAUUUGGAGAUUUAAAAAAAGCUGAUAUUCCCGAUAUAAACAGCCCACUUAUUUGUUUCUAAUGUAAUUCAAAUGGUUUCCUCAAAAGAACGAAAACAAACCAGGACAUUUUCUUUAAGGAAGCAGCGGGACAGUUUCCGGAAGUACGAGGGCUAUGAUUUGCUACUCACCAAUGAAGAAGCCAAGAUGGUCCUAUCACGGAUAGCGAACUAGCUAGUAGUUUUAAUUUACAUUUUCUAAAUAUAUAAUAAGACGAUUUUUGUUGGGAGAAAUGGCAGAAUCCCUCUUUCCUUUGCCUUCCCUGGGUUUCUUGAUUCCACCUCUUCGGAUGAUGUCAGCCGUCUUGUGGCAGGUGGUGCACCAUGGCAACACAAAGCAUUAUGGGAAACUGGAGGAGUUUGUUUCCAUGGUAACAGAGGUGGUUCCAGAACUCCUUAACAACAAACAGAAGUGUCUGCUCAUCCUGGCUCUCAAAGGACGGAUGACACUACAACUGCUACGAUCUGGACGUCCUGAUGAUCUCAAGGCUGUUCAAACCCACCUGGACGGACUAAGAUCACAUGGUGUUAAACAGUCAAAUGAUGCAGUGAUUGAAUCUGCUGAAACCAACUUCCUGAAACUGGUUGAGAGCCUUCUAGAAGAUCCAGAGGAGAGGGAACACUUCUUCAGGGUGGUGUUCCCGGUGGAGUAUGGUCCUAACUUUGAAAUGGCUCUGCAGGCUCUGGUGUGUCACUUCCUGUCUAGACUGGAGGAGCUGUUGCCGGUCCCAGACUUCAAACAGACUGCUUCGUUGAUCAGUGCUGCCCCCUCUGUUCUGGAGGACUACAUGCGCUGUGUCUCCCAUGAUGAUCUGAACUCCCUGUUACACAACCAGCAGUAUCAUGGGAACCUCAAACUACCCCAGAGUGCUCCCACUCAGACAGAGGACCGCCUCCUCCACUCCUUGUCCUUCCCUUUCAUUAGUGGCCAAUCAACAGCAAGUUUGGAUAAAUACCAGAAUGAAUCUGAUUUGGUACGAAAUGACGGAUGUUCUCAAAGCGAAAGCAAGCAGAAGGCAGUAAAGGAGGGAGAUGUGGAAAGACCAAGUGUAAGAUUGGUGUCUGAGGACAGAGGAAAAGCAGUAAACAUUGACCCUGAGCAUCAGUACCCAAAGAGCACCAAUGCCUGUCCUCAGAUUGUACUACAACUCCAGGUCCCAUCAACCAGCCCCCAAGCUGCCCUUAACUCCACCUCAUCUCAGGACGCUACAUCUUCUUCAUCCACCAUGACACAAGGAACUAUAACCUCCACUAACCCUACAACCAGUAUAUCCCCCUCCACCACCCCUACCAUGUCUUCCCCCAGUUGUACCCCUGGUUCGUCAGAUCAACCUCCACGCCGGGUGGCCCAUAAAUGUCCUCAGUGUGGUCGCUGUUUCGUCUACCGUUACGAGAUGUUAGAACACCAGCGUCUCCACACGGGGGAAAACCCGUACAAGUGUUCCCAGUGUGGCAAGACUUUCAGAAGGUCCUCCGACAUGUCGACCCAUCGCCGAACCCAGUGCUCCAACGCAGCUUAUGUUUGUAUUAAAUGUGGGAGCAGCUUUGGGUCGGUCAGGGAGAGGGUCAGCCAUCGCUGUGCUGGUAGCCGUGGCCGUUCACAGCCUGGACAGAAGUUUGAAUGUCCACAGUGUGGGAGGAACUUCAAGUGGCAGAACUCCUUGAAGAAACACCUGGAGAACCACACCAAGGAAAAGGUCUUCAACUGCAGGUACUGUGGCGAGGGCCCGUUCCCUGGCAUCGCUGAGCUGAGGGCCCACCAGAAGGUCCAUGAUGGAGAGGAGAAGCCCUUCCAGUGUAAACAGUGUGGGAAGUGCUUCAGCUCACAGGGCUGGCUACAUGGCCACGAGCAGCGCCACUCCCAGAAAAGGUCCCAUAUCUGCCUCAGCUGUGGGAAGGGCUUCAAGUGCAAAGCCGACCUGAAGCUCCACAUGAGGACCCACACUGGUGAGAGACCGUACCAGUGCACCUACUGCGACAAGCGUUUCUCUGUGAAUGGGAACCUAACUAUUCACAUACGGACUCACACAGGGGAGAAACCCUUCCUCUGCUCUGACUGUGGCAAGGCCUUCUGCUCUGCAGGGGAGCUGCAGAUACACAGGAGAACACACACUGGGGAGAGACCGUACAAAUGCACCGUCUGCCAGAAAGGAUUCACCAUGGCUAGUAAGGUGACUCUCCACAUGCGUCUUCACACAGGAGAACGUCCGUACGUCUGUCACCAGUGUGGGAAGGCGUUUUCUCGCGGUGCAGAGUUGAAGAAACACAUUCUGAAUCACACCGGGGUGCGACCGUUUCGCUGUCAUCUCUGUUCUAAGACUUACACCUGUCAGUAUCACCUAAAGAGACAUUUAAAGACUCACAGUGACUCCCAGUCAGGAGACAUCAGUGGCGCCUCUGUAGCUACUGCAUAGGUAAAUGGAAAUAGAUCCAGUACCUAUAGCAAGUCUACAGCCCCUUGACAUUGUCACAUUUUGUCAGUACACCAGGGUUUCUAGCAUUUUAAGUUGUGAUUUAGGGCUUACUUGCAAUAGGCGUUUUCUAUUGUUGUAAAAUAUUUAAACAUACACACCUGAAAUCAAAAUUGGUACCCCCAAUAUUGGAUAAAUCCAACAUGGAACAUGACCCAAAUAAUACCUUGCAGAGGAAGCAAUGGUGGUGGCCGCAUCAUGUUGUGGGUGUUUCAUCGGGGACUGGGAUAUUUAACAAAAUGUGGCGAUGUACAGGAACGUUCUUCACAAAGACCUGCUGCCCUCUGCAAGAAUGCAGUAAUUGGGAUGGACGUUUGCCUAUGGCAAUGACCCAAAGCACAUCUAGUCGAGGCUAAGGAAUUAAAAAGGUUGCCCAGGCAGAACCCUAAUCUGAAUCGACUUGAAAAUGUAUGAAACAUGGCUGAUGGAUUCUUUUGCCAAUUGUGUGAGGAAGUCUGUGAAAUUAAAUGUUUGUUGCUGCUGUUGACAGUUCAUUCCA
This is a messenger RNA of Esox lucius (northern pike), 3089 nucleotides long. RefSeq names its product zinc finger protein ZFMSA12A-like. The record is from RefSeq and is a predicted model, not a curated record. Gene Ontology annotation, biological process: regulation of transcription by RNA polymerase II. Bases 353 to 2533 code for a protein of 726 amino acids. Gene Ontology annotation, molecular function: RNA polymerase II cis-regulatory region sequence-specific DNA binding; DNA-binding transcription activator activity, RNA polymerase II-specific. Gene Ontology annotation, cellular component: nucleus. The transcript is spliced from 9 exons. NCBI's taxonomy places the organism in Eukaryota, Metazoa, Chordata, Actinopteri, Esociformes, Esocidae.